Triticum dicoccoides is the source of this 1069-nucleotide messenger RNA. RefSeq names its product LOB domain-containing protein 41-like. The transcript has a single exon. Bases 39 to 860 code for a protein of 273 amino acids. NCBI's taxonomy places the organism in Eukaryota, Viridiplantae, Streptophyta, Magnoliopsida, Poales, Poaceae. The record is from RefSeq and is a predicted model, not a curated record. Gene Ontology annotation, biological process: regulation of gene expression.
AGCAAGAAGAUAGACCCACCUCCACCGACCGACCGACCAUGCGGGCGAGCUGCAACGGCUGCCGGGUGCUGCGCAAGGGGUGCGCCGACGACUGCACCAUCCGCCCCUGCCUGGCCUGGAUCCGGAGCCCCGACGCGCAGGCCAACGCCACCGUCUUCCUCGCCAAGUUCUACGGCCGCGCGGGGCUCAUCAACCUGCUCGCCGCCGCCCCCGACGACGCCCAGCGCCCGGCGCUCUUCCGCUCGCUGCUCUACGAGGCGUGCGGCCGCGCGGCCAACCCCGUCUUCGGCGCCUCCGGGCUCUUCUCCACGGGGAACUGGGAGGCCUGCCAGGCCGCCGUCCAGGCCGUGCUCGAGGGCCGCCCCAUCCCCCAGGUCGCCGCCGACCAGGCCGCCCCGCACCCCGGCCUCCUCGCGGCCUACGGCGUCCGCCAUAUCCCCAAGGACGGCAUUGACCGUGCGUCCGCCGCACUCCGCGCCUCGCGCGCAAGCUUCAAGCGCGCGUCCUCCUCCUCUUCCACGGCCAGACCCGAGCGCAACGGUGGCCUCGGCGAGGAGACGGCCGGCAGCAGCCACGACCACGCUGUUGAAGACGACGGCGAGGCGCUGGCAGACAAGCAGAAGAGGGUACAAUCGUUCUCGUCGGAGGCCGAGGCGGGCUCGCACGUGAGCCAGGCAGAGCAGAGCGCGAGCGCCCCUGUGCCGCAGGUGGCACAGGACGACGGCGAAAUUGACCUGGAGCUCACCCUCGGGUUCGGGCCAGCCGCGCGCGUGCUGACGUCGCCGCCGGCACGCUUCGAGGCUAGCAGAUUGAGCACCAAGUCGGGCCACGCCGGUCUGCUGCUUGGGCUGCCGGCGUGAAACUAGAGACGCGGCGACAGUGCCGUCCUUCCUACUGCUGGCUGGGAGAGAGAGAGACAAAAAUGUCAGUUUUUUUGGGAUCAUCGUUCGUGCCAUAUCGACACCUUUGGGAUAGAGAUAUCUCUUGGAUAUCUCUUACUAGAAGAGAAGAAAAUUGUGUAGUACCUAGAACCUGUAAAAAUUAAAUUAAAUCAAGAAACCUUUUUGUC